CGUCUACAACCACCAGCUCGCCGUUCAUUCACAGGUAUGUCGAUAUCGCCGUGACUCCGUCAAGAGCCAGGGUCUGCGCUCAUUGUAUGCGAUACAAUGACACCGCAGCGCCUCGUCACUUCGAGCUGAAGAACCCUCUCGCGACCGGCAGGGCACUCUUCGCGCUCAUGGGCUCUUGCUAAUAUGCUGAAAAAGGACACUCCCAGCCGCAUCGCCGCUGAGAAUCCACCGCCAACACCGUCACCAUGGUCAAGACUUCCGUCCUCAACGAUGCGCUCAACGCCAUCAACAACGCCGAGAAGACCGGCAAGCGCCAGGUCCUGAUCCGCCCAUCCUCCAAGGUCAUCGUCAAGUUCCUCCAGGUCAUGCAGAAGCACGGCUACAUCGGCGAGUUCGAGGAGGUCGAUGACCACCGCAACGGCAAGAUUGUCAUUCAGCUCAACGGCCGUCUCAACAAGACUGGUGUCAUCUCUCCACGCUACAAUGUCCAGCUCAAUGACCUCGAGAAGUGGGUCGUCAGACUGCUUCCAUCACGUCAGUUCGGCUACAUCGUCCUCACCACCUCCGCCGGUAUCAUGGACCACGAGGAGGCUAGGAGAAAGCACGUCGCCGGCAAGAUCAUCGGUUUCUUCUACUAGAUGCAGAGUCAUUACUUGUGGAGGAUCUGAUGUUGGCAUGAUGUGAGGAUUUCAUGAGCAUAGCGCGGCGCAUUUGUCUGUAGCUGCACGCAUCAAAAGUUCAUGUCAUUACACAC
Molecule: messenger RNA, 754 nt
Organism: Pseudocercospora fijiensis CIRAD86
Lineage: Eukaryota; Fungi; Ascomycota; Dothideomycetes; Mycosphaerellales; Mycosphaerellaceae
Exons: 2
Coding region: 246-638 (130 amino acids)
Biological process (GO): translation
Cellular component (GO): cytosolic small ribosomal subunit; ribosome
Molecular function (GO): structural constituent of ribosome
Source: RefSeq, a predicted model, not a curated record